AUGCUGACCCCAACGCUCGCCUUCCUCUCCGUCCCGCGAACAGAUCUCCGCGUAACAGGUGCUUUUGAAGCAACAAUCCAGCCACUGCUAAGCAAACUGGAAAUCCCUAGCACAAGCGCCGACAGAGUUGUCGUCCCCUGUCUCUCGCGCCAACUCCCCUCUGUACACCAACGUUUCCCAAACGCUGUUGUGCUAAAAACCGUCGAUAACGUUGCAGACGCCCAAGCGUCAAUGCGAACACUAACCCUCCGCCCAGAAUACGACUUCGGCUACCACCUGAAACUCUCCCUAGCCUGCCAAAUUACCUCCGCCCUCCGCACAAUCACACCUUGGACAACAUGCGGCGGGCCCGUGCAAACAGCGCUCCUCGAGAAAUUCCUCCCAACAGAUCUCUGGGUCUUCCGCGAAGUCGCUGCAGUCUCAGGCGCACAGGACAACUUUGCUGAUGCGAAGCAUUUAUCUUGCAUCCUACGCGAUGACCUCGAAUCCCGCGCAGACGCCAACAACGAGCGUCUCGUGAUCGCAGCAGCACUCGCCCAACAACCUUACAACAACACCCGCAGCUACGCAGAGAUCAUAUACAACAUGCACACAACCACCGACAAACAAUCCUGGCUACGUACAUACGUAACCCGGCUCUUCACCCUGGUGCUCCCGCCUCUAGCGCGAUAUGGUAUCGGUCUUGAAGCGCAUGGGCAGAAUCUUGUUGCUCGCAUUUGUCGGACAACAGGUGAGGUGAAGGGUUUCGCAGUGCGGGAUUUUGGUGGCGUGCGGAUGCAUGUUCCCACGUUGAAGAAGUUCGGGGUGAACUUCGACAGUUUGCCUCCUGGAGGCGCAACGCUGACGGAGGAUCUGCACAAUGUGUGGAGUAAAGUGCAUCAUGCGCUUGUACAGAAUCAUGUAGGGUUGAUUGUUAGUGCGUUGGGGUUGGAAAGGGCUGGGGGUUGGGGGAUUGUGAGGGAGGUGCUUGGAGGUGUUUUGGAGCAGGAGGAAAAGGGCAUGGGGAGGGAGGUGGCGGAGUAUUUUAUGCAGGAUACGAUGCCGUUUAAGUGCUUCUUGAGGAUGAGAAUGGAAGGGAAGUAUCGUGAUUAUGUCGAGAGGGAAGUCCCGAAUGUGCUUCUUAUGGACUCGCCUAGAUGGGAGAAGGUGCUGCGGAGUUAUGAACCAACGUUGCAUUAUACAUAG
Messenger RNA from Aspergillus chevalieri, 1185 nucleotides. RefSeq lists its product as uncharacterized. The transcript has 2 exons. The coding region runs from base 1 to 1185 and encodes 394 amino acids. NCBI's taxonomy places the organism in Eukaryota, Fungi, Ascomycota, Eurotiomycetes, Eurotiales, Aspergillaceae. The record is from RefSeq and is a predicted model, not a curated record. Gene Ontology annotation, biological process: siderophore biosynthetic process.